GUCACUUCCGCACACAUUGCCUGUACAGUCGUGUUGCCGUAGCUAACAUUUCCGGUGCGAACUCACGCAAAUUUCAUUCACAGCAGAUUGACCACACGACACACGGAGAAACUGUUGGCGGGCAGAAGAGGACCAUGGAGCCAGAGACCAAGCGUUGGAAAGGGACCAUGAGUGACUCUUGGGUUGCUCACCCUGUCCUGUCAGAUGAGCAGACACAAGUCAUAGAGAUGAUAGACGCUUUUGCCGCACCGAUCGUCAACAGGAGAGAGACAUCUCGACUGGUCAAAGAGUUGAACAGUUCUUACCCUCUGAAAGGCCUUCAGCAUGUGAAGCGGGUCCGGGCGAGCAAGGAGGAGGGCUGUCCUCAUCCUUUGGCCGUCCUGCUAUGUCUCGUCAGCGAAGCACCAAACACGACCUCGUUGAGCAUCGCAUCUCUGCUGCCCUCUUGUGUUGUCGGACAUGACGGACUAGGUGAGCCUUUCCUGGUCAAGGUCCCCGCGCGUCCUCCUUUGACCAGGCCCCAAUUCGAGCUGGCGAGCAAACAAUGGCCGACCUCUUUCCAUGAAGACAAACAUGUGACGGACGCCCUGAGAGGUGAAUUCUUCAGCCGAGCUCAGAGAGCUAAGAUGCACAUGUUCAUGUCAUCUGCCGUGGCUGCUGCCAAAGAAGGAAGGGCUCUGGGAAUGGAGGCAGUGGGAGCCGUCCUGGUCGACCCGGUCUCGGAGAGUAUCGUCGCGGUCGGCCAUGAUUGUAGACGCAAACACCCUCUGCAGCACGCCGUCAUGGUGUGCAUUGACAUUGUGGCCCGCUCGCAGGGCGGUGGUUGUUACUCCUUUGACGAACACCCUGCUUGCAGGGGUCCAUCGCCUGCCCCAGCUGUGUCACCCUCCCCAACUCAUGUAGAGGGGAAUGCAUCGCGGCCGUACAUAUGCACCGGAUAUGAUCUUUACGUGACCCGAGAGCCUUGUGUGAUGUGUGCUAUGGCGCUGGUCCACUCACGGAUAGGCCGUGUUUUUUAUGGGGCCGCCUUUGCAAACGGAGCCCUAGAGAGUACAUUUAAAAUCCACACGCAGAAAGAUUUAAACCAUCGCUUUGAUGUUUACAAAGGAGUGCUAGCCAAACAGUGUCAGGAUCUCAACAGUUUGUCUCUUUGAAACUUGGCUUUUAUAAUUUUUAGACUAUAAUAUUAAUUUUUUUUUAAGCCAACACAUGAAUAAUUUAUGACAUUUCAUGUAAAAGUAGCAAAGUGAAUAUUUUUUUAAGACAAAUAACCAAGUCAAACAGCAGGUUAGGGCAGUGGUUCUCAACCUUUUUUCAGUGAUGUACCCCCUGUGAAUUUUUUUUUAAUUCAAGUACCCCCUAAUCAAAGCAAAGCAUUUUUGGUUGAAAAAAAAAGAGAUAAAGAAGUAAAAUACACCACUAUGUCAUCAGCUUCUGAUUAAUUGAAUUCUAUAACAGUGCAAAAUAUUGCUAAUUGGUAGUGGUCUUUCUUGAACUAUUUGGAAAAAAAGAUAUAAAAAUAACGAAAAAUUUGUUGAAAAAUAUACAAGUGAUUCAAUUAUAAAUAAAGAUUUCUACACAUAGAAGUAAUCAUCAACUUAAAGUGCCCUCUUUGGGGAUUGUAAUAGAGAUCCAUCUGGAUUCAUUAACUUAAUUCUAAACAUUUAUUCACAAAAAACAAUCUUUAACAUCAAUAUUUAUGGAACAUGUCCACAAAAAAUCUAGCUGUCAACACUGAACAUUGCAUUGUUGUAUUUCAUUUCACAGUUUAUGAACUUACAUUCAUAUUUAAGCAUUAUUCAAUAAAAAUAUUUAGAAAGGAUUUUUGAAUUGUUGCUUUUUUUAGAAAAUUGAAAAAAAAAAUCUCACAUACCCUUGGGCAUACCUUCAAGUACCCCCAGGGGUACGCGUAUCAUUUGAGAACCACCGGGUUAAGGUGUUGCGAUCCGAUAUUGAUAAUAUUAGCAAUAUCUGCGGCUUUACUUGAUCGCAUCCAUCUAUCCAUUUUCUUCCGCUUAUCCGAGGUCGGGUCACGGGGACAGCAGCCUAAGCAGGGAGGCCCAGACUUCCCUCUCUCCAGCCACUUUGUCUAGCUCCUCCCAGGGGAUCCUGAGGCGUUCCCAGGCCAGCCAGGAGACAUAGUCUUUCCAACGUGUCCUGGGUGUUCCCCGGUCGGAUGUUCCCUAAACACCUCCCUCUGGAGGCGUUCAGGGGAAACACCUCGAUGUGGAGGAUCCACAUGUACUCGACCGCAGAUGACUCUAAUUUCAGCAAUUGUAGGCACUGCUUUUCUUAUGUCAGUGCGGCCGCCAUCUUUUGGCAGUCAAGAUCGCCCCAUCAACAACUACACGCAGGGAGGUGAUGGGUCACAUUUUUAUAGUCUUUGGUAUGACUCGGCCGAGGUUUGAACUCACAGCCUACCGAUCUCAGGGCAGACACUCUAACCACUAGGCCAGUGGUUUUCAACAUUUUUUCAGUGAUGUACCCCCUGUGAACAUUUUUUUAAUUCAAGUACCCCCUAAUCAGAGCAAAUCAUUUUUGGUUAAAAAAAGAAAUAAAGAAGUAAA
Molecule: messenger RNA, 2567 nt
Organism: Nerophis ophidion (straightnose pipefish)
Lineage: Eukaryota; Metazoa; Chordata; Actinopteri; Syngnathiformes; Syngnathidae
Gene: adat3
Product: adenosine deaminase tRNA specific 3
Exons: 2
Coding region: 135-1154 (339 amino acids)
Cellular component (GO): nucleus; cytoplasm
Molecular function (GO): tRNA-specific adenosine-34 deaminase activity
Source: RefSeq, a predicted model, not a curated record